Molecule: messenger RNA, 1583 nt
Organism: Alnus glutinosa
Lineage: Eukaryota; Viridiplantae; Streptophyta; Magnoliopsida; Fagales; Betulaceae
Product: trimethyltridecatetraene synthase-like
Exons: 2
Coding region: 1-1533 (510 amino acids)
Molecular function (GO): iron ion binding; monooxygenase activity; oxidoreductase activity, acting on paired donors, with incorporation or reduction of molecular oxygen
Source: RefSeq, a predicted model, not a curated record
AUGGAGUUCAUUACUUCUUGGGCCAUUGUUUUAGCUAUGGCAUGGCUAGCUGCUCUACUACUCUUUUUCCCCUUUCGAUCCCACAAGCUAAAACUUCCACCAGGUCCCAAACCUUGGCCCAUCAUAGGCAAUCUAAACCUUAUUGGCCCCCUCCCUCACCAAUCCCUACAUAAAUUGUCACAAAAAUAUGGACCAAUUAUGCAGCUUAAGUUUGGCUCCUUCCCAGUUGUGGUUGCCUCAUCAUCGGAGAUGGCAAAGCAAUUCCUAAAGACAUAUGAUCGCAUCUUCGCCUCUAGACCCCAAACUGCCGCCGGGAAGUACACCACUUAUAACUAUACCGAUGUCACAUGGGCACCUUACGGACCAUAUUUGCACCAAGGGCGUAAGAUACUUAUGUCCGAGCUAUUUAGUUCAAAAAGACUCGAGUCCUACGAGUAUAUUCGUGUUGAAGAAAGGCGUGCUCUCUUCUCACGCCUAUUCGCCUUGGCCGGGAAGCCAGUCACGGUGAAAGAGCAUAUCUCGCGGCUCACUCUAAGCAUUAUCAGCAGGAUUGUAUUGGGUAAGAAGUAUUUCAGUGAAUCUGAAUAUGAGACUGAAACUUCAAAAGUAAGGCUCAAGGAAUUCCAACAAAUGUUGGACGAGCUGGUCUUGCUUAAUGGGGUGUUGAACAUAGGGGACUGGAUACCCUGCCUCGAUUCCUUGGACGUGCAGGGAUACGUGAAGCGAAUGAAGGCUGUGUCCAAAAAAUAUGAUCAAUUCUAUAACCACGUUUUAGAUGAACACACGGCAAAGAGAGAAGGAGUGAAAGAUUUUGUUCCAAAGGACUUGGUGGAUUUUUUAUUGCACUUGGCUGAUGAUCCCAAUAAUGAUGUUAAGCUUACCAAUGACAAUAUCAAGGCGUUGACUCUGGAUCUCAUAGUAGGAGGCACAGAUACCGCUGCGACUACAGUUGAAUGGGCAAUGUCGGAACUCCUGAAGCAACCGCACCUCAUCAAAAAGACCACUGAAGAGCUGGAUAGGGUUAUUGGGAAAGACAGAUGGGUAGAAGAAAAAGAUAUCCCGCAACUUCCUUAUAUCGAUGCAAUUAUGAAGGAAACAAUGAGGAAACACCCUGCUGCCGCAAUGCUUGCACCGCACUUAGCUCUUGAAGAUUGUAACAUAGCUGGUUAUGAUAUUCGUAAAGGAAGUACAGUCUUCAUAAACGCAUGGGGUAUGGGAAGAGACCCUUCAAUAUGGGAUGCACCGGAAGAGUUCCGCCCGGAGAGGUUCUUAGGAAAGGCCAUUGAUGUGAAGGGACACAAUUUUGAGCUAUUGCCAUUUGGUUCAGGAAGAAGGAUGUGCCCUGGUUACAGCCUUGGACGGAAAAUGAUUACCUCUAGCUUGGCUAACAUGUUGCAUGGAUUUGAAUGGAAUUUGCCGGACAAUACGAAGGCAGAAGAUUUGAGUAUGGAGGAAGUUUAUGGUUUGGUUACAUCUAGAAAGCUCCCGCUAGUUGCAGUCAUGAAGCCACGGCUCCCACUUCAUCUUUAUUAGUUGUCACUUUUAGCUAGCACGAUCAAUUAUCCAUCUUGUAUCCGCUUUUU